CACUUCCGGUGUAGAGUUGAACAGGUUUCUCUUCUUUUCCUUUAACGUUUUUAACCAUAGAAAAACAACAGCCUAGAGCGACACGGAAAGCUGAAAAUAACAAACCACAAAUCUUGAGAGUGGGUGUAUUGUGGGAAAAAUUCAAGAUGGUGGAACCUGUUUAGUUGUUAGCGUGUGGCUCCUUGUGGGCGAGAGAUACUGCGGGCUCGAUGGCAUCAUGGUUGUUCGUGACGGUGACACGCGGCUUGUUAGGACGCAGCUUCUUCUCUCCCCAGGCUUGUAGGCUGGCCAGUACCGGUAAUCCAUACCCCUUCCGUGUGAGGGAGCCUCACAAACCCAAACCAGUUGAUCGAUGGACAGAAAAAAGAGCACUGUUUGGGGUCUAUGACAACAUUGGAAUUUUGGGAAACUUCCAGUGCCACCCCAAGGACCUGAUCAGAGGCCCCCAAUGGUUACGUGGCUGGCGGGGCAAUGAACUGCAAAGAUGCAUUCGCAAGAAGAAAAUGGUGGGUGACCGGAUGUUCGAUGACGAUUACAAGAACCUGAACAAGAGGAUAAGAUUUUUGUAUAGACGCUUCAACCGUACCGGGAAGCACCGCUAAGAAUGUCCUGCGAGGAAUAAGGGAUUUGUGAAAGUAUUACAAUUAAACUAACCUUUUAAUUUCCUGA
Messenger RNA from Sphaerodactylus townsendi, 669 nucleotides. RefSeq names its product mitochondrial ribosomal protein L51 (gene MRPL51). NCBI's taxonomy places the organism in Eukaryota, Metazoa, Chordata, Lepidosauria, Squamata, Sphaerodactylidae. Gene Ontology annotation, molecular function: structural constituent of ribosome. The transcript is spliced from 3 exons. Gene Ontology annotation, biological process: translation. The record is from RefSeq and is a predicted model, not a curated record. The coding region runs from base 210 to 602 and encodes 130 amino acids. Gene Ontology annotation, cellular component: mitochondrial large ribosomal subunit.